Messenger RNA from Phytophthora nicotianae INRA-310, 633 nucleotides. Its product is annotated as translation elongation factor P. The record is from RefSeq and is a predicted model, not a curated record. NCBI's taxonomy places the organism in Eukaryota, Oomycota, Peronosporomycetes, Peronosporales, Peronosporaceae. Gene Ontology annotation, cellular component: cytoplasm. The coding region runs from base 1 to 633 and encodes 210 amino acids. Gene Ontology annotation, molecular function: translation elongation factor activity. The transcript has 5 exons. Gene Ontology annotation, biological process: peptide biosynthetic process; translational elongation.
AUGUUGCGGCGAGCUAUAACGCAGAUCGCACGCGCGACAGCUCCUGCCCGUGGCUACGGUGUGCGCUUUGCCACGAUCAAUGGGAACCAAGUGCGCACGGGUAUGGCGCUCGAGAUCGAUGGAAAAAUCUACCGCGUGGGCAAGAACCAGCACGUGAAACCCGGUAAGGGUGGAGCCUACGUCCAGGCGGAGCUCAAGGAGAUCAAGACCGGAGCCAAAAUGAACCGCCGCUUUCGCGCCGCUGAGAGUGUAAACAAAGCGCCUCUGGGUCCCGAUGAGCCGUUCCAGUUCCUGUACUACAAUGGAGAUCAUUUGGUUAUCAUGCACAAUGGCACCUUCGAGCAGAUGGAGAUCGAACGUGAUCUAUUCUCGGGUCGGCAGCUGGACUUCCUGCAAGAAGGCAUGACGCUGUCGUUGCAGAUCAUCGAGGGCGAUGUGCUUUGGGCCAAUAUGCCCGAGCACGUGACGCUCGAAGUGACGAAAACCACCCCGAAAGGUGUGGCGGAUACGGCGCUGAGCGUCAAGGACGCGACGUUGGAGAACGGUGCCGUAGUCAAGGUACCGCUCUUUAUCGAGAUCGGCAACAAGGUCAAGGUGUCUACCGAGGACGGUGCGUACGUGGACAAGCUGUAG